Messenger RNA from Maylandia zebra (zebra mbuna), 6717 nucleotides. Its product is annotated as C2 calcium-dependent domain-containing protein 4C. Lineage: Eukaryota; Metazoa; Chordata; Actinopteri; Cichliformes; Cichlidae. The record is from RefSeq and is a predicted model, not a curated record.
CUGUGUGCCAUCUAUAAAACGCACCACAGGCGCUCCGGAGCCGAGACCGUGUGAGGGCGCAGAGUAGCGCCACGGAGCGCACAGACUUAUCCGAGGUGUGUGUGAGAGGUUGAGAGAGAGGGGGGAAAAAAGCACACCUGUUACUGAAGAAACGAAAGCAAAGUGAAAAAAGAGGACUGCGUCUUCCUCUGUAUUGCUACACACCUGACUGCACCUACUCCACACAUCCCACUUUCCAGUGGGGACCAUGUGGGUUCUGGAUAAGAUCCGCGGGUCGGUGGAGAGUGGUGUUCUGCGACAGGGGGAGAACGGGGACAAGAAGGGUGGCACCCCGACCUACAGCAACGUCCUCACCCCCGACAGGAUCCCAGAUUUUUUCAUUCCUCCGAAGUUGGUGAGCUGCCCCACAGAGCCCGAGAUCCCCGCCGUAAAGCCCAAAGAAGGCCUGCACCCGUCCACUUCUGAGCACACCAUCGGUAGUGGGAAGAUCAGCAGUCCGAGAAGCCCACGUUUGGUAGCCAAGAUUGCAGGAGACACCAAGAACUUGCUGAGAGCUGCAAACCGCCACAUUAUACAGAUAGAGAGUGCUGAUGAUGUGGUGGCUGGAGACACUAACGCAGACCCCCAGUCGCAGACUGCAAUGUCUCUGCCUUAUGUCCCCAAGACCCAGACGUCCUACGGGUUUGCUACCUUGAAGGAAAGCCCCCACACGCGCCGUAAAGAGUCGCUGUUCCACUGCGAGCUCACCAGUCCCAUCACCUCCCCAAAUACGCAGAGGAAGACUCCGGGCAGAAGCAGCGACACGGGAAACCACCUGAAUCCAGCUGACUUUAACACCUCUCACAUGAAUCCCUACCGAUACUUCAGCGGCGGAGAGAGCGACACCUGCUCCUCAGCCGAGUCCUCCCCUUUCAGCUCCCCUCUGCUCUCUCGCUCCGCGUCCCUGCUCAAGAUCUUCACCCAUGAGACGCAGGCCAAAGUGGUGAAAGCCAAGCGGACUUUCGCGCGCCACAGCUCCCUCUCCACCGACGAGUGCAGCUCGGCCGAGCCCAGCCCCAACGUCCAGCGACGGCUCCACGUCCCCACCUAUCACGGCGGCGCUGGAGCUUCGGACCACGGCCUCCAUCGGGAGCACACCAUCAACCUGCACAAAGGCGGGACAGUGCGGAUCAGCGUCAACUACGACUCCAGCACCUCCCGCCUUCUCAUCCGCGUCCUGGCGGCGGAGAGUCUGUACGACAAGCACUUCGACAUGAAGAGCAUCAACUGCUGCGUGUCUGUCUAUCUGAACCCGGGCAAGCUGCAGAAGCAAAGGAGCAACAUCAUCAAGAACAGCCGCAACCCGGUCUUUAACGAGGACUUCUUCUUCGACUCCAUAAGUUCGACUCAGGUGAAGAGCCUCUCCGUGAAGUUCAAGGUGGUGAAUAAAGGCACCAGCCUCAAAAGGGACACCUUGCUGGGAGAGCGAGAGGUGCCUCUGGGGAAGUUGCUCUCAGGGGUUUAAAGCUCCAGGAACUGAAGGUCAAAGGGGGGCAAAGAGCGAGGAUACAGAUUAAGCUUAAAUUAGAUGUUUGCACUGGUUUCUAUGUUUUAUUUAUUCUAACAGUGACCAUAAAGACAAAGGGAGAAGACAGGGAAGGACCUCCAAGAAUGAAAACCAAUCCCAUAAGGAACAUCAGCUUUAAUAAAUCUAAAUAAACACUAAGAGCACUAAAUAACCCAGAUGUAGCCGAUAUGUGGACACCUCAAGGAUUUAUCAUCCCAAGCUCUGCCUAACUCCCUCUCCCAUUAAUGAACACUCAUUAAACCAAGCUGGGCUGAACAGCAACGGUUGAAUUUGACACAUGAAAGGUUUUCUUUCUGGCCGGGUCUCCCAGCCAGCUCCGGUUCAAAGGUUGGAGGACACCUGUGCUUCACUGCGCUCAUCUGUGCGUGCCACGGUUUUAUUAUUGUAAUGUGGCAGAAAUCCGCAGCAGCACUGGAUGCGAUUCCCCAUCUCGCCAUGUGCUGCACGGGCACAGAGAUGCUUUUGUGAAACGGUGGGAGCUUUGAAGUGGCACUAGAGCCUGAUGUGCAAAUGACCCUUUGAUCCCAGUUGCCAGAGCAGCCCACAUUUACAUGCCCAUCAAAAAGUACAAUUAUAAUACGAUUGAUCUUGUAAGAAACACUAAAGUCUAUGUUAUAACGAUACAAUUAAGGAUAACUGAACGUUACAGAACAUUUACAAAUGUGGGGAAACGAUGUCUGUAGAGUUUAUAACCACCCGUGUUUAAUCCUUUCCUUCAGCAUCAAACAUUUUAAAGAAAGCAUUUGUCGCUGUCUUUUUGACACGUCAUUGAACAAAACAGAGCAAAACCACCUGUAUUCUUACAAGCAUGCAAAAUAUGAAAAAUAGCCUAGGUGUAAACAAAUCAUUUCUCAUCUAUUUUGAUUGCAGAGCAAGAUUCGGACACUAUCCAUGAAAAAAAUCUUAUGUUAGAAGCAGAUUUCUUCACCUUAAAAUAUUCCUUAAGCUUAAUUAUAGACAGAAAUGACUUGUUAAAAUGAGAUUUUUAUUAGUGAGCAGUAAUGUUUUUGGAUUUUAAUAUUUUUAAUAGCCUCCAGUCAUGUCUGUAACCGUAUGAAACACAGCUAUGAGUUAAUGAAAGUGGAGCAGCAAGGGAAACUGGUUGCAGUAUAUUUGAUAUACAUAUUUAUCUGGUUGAUGAAAUCCUUAUACUGUGAUGAAAUAGCGGUGUGGGCACUCCAGUUAAUAACAGUCCGUCAACAUGCAGUCAAGUCCAGUGUGGGCACCUUGAUUAAACAUCGACAUCGACUCCAAGACCAGUUGGUAAUUCUGAACUACAAGAUAAAAAACGCAGGCAAAUACUCAAAUGGUCUUUCCCUCAUUUAAAAUUUCAUUCCAGGUCGCUUCACUCUUCAUUGUUUACUCCAAAUCUCAACAGAUAUGAAAAAAGGACUCAUUUUAAAUAUAGUAGCAUGUAAAGGACAUUUUCUAGUUUGAUUAUUACAAGUGAAUGUAAGGUUUACACUGGACAAAGUGUUGAUUUGCUGUUUGCAGCAGGACAAGAAAGUCGAACUUUUUAACUUUUUAAUUUAUAAAUUUAUGCAACAACACAGUACUGUCCAAUAGUCACCCCUCAUUUCUUUAUCCUUUUAAGGAAAAUGGGAAAUAAGUGCAGUGAUUUGUUAAAACGUGCAAACAUAAGUGGAAAAACAGUAUACGAGGCAAAAACUGAGAGUGUGCAAUUCUAAGGAGCUUAAAAGUCAAUAUUUGCUAUGAACACUUUAUAUUCAUCAACACAGCCGGAACUCUCAAAGGCAAGCUUUCUGCUAAUUUCUUUAAGUGGUCUUCAGGAAUAGUUCUCCAGGACAUUCAAAGCUGUCCUUUGGAUGUUGACUGAUCCCACUCUGCUUCACUAAUUCUGAUCUGGGCUCUGGAGAGACCAACCCAUGACUGAUAGUACAGCUUAAUUUUCUACCCGAGUAUGCUUUCACUGCGUUGUUGGUGUGUUUGGGAUCACUGUCAUGUAGAAAAAUGAAGCUCUUGACGAUCAGAUGCUUUCCAGAUAGUACUGUACGGUGGAUUGAAACCUAGUGGUGAUUUUCUGUGUUCACAUUUCCAUCAUUUUUGACAAGAUCCUAGUUAAAACGUAGCCCCGUAUCCGUACAUGCCCAGUAGGACAGUAUGCCUUUCAACUAAAAAAGAUGUGAGCAAACGAUGGUUUGUGUGAUCAGCCGCUAGUAACAAAGUACCAAAAUAUACUUAUUUAAAAUCGCUUCAUUUCUAAAUUCGUCUUUUAUGUGUAGACACAUAGGUCAGUGGCUUAACAGACUCUGAAAAUGGUCAGGUACAAGGACUGGACUGAAGAUGAGUGAAAAAGCUGCCAAAGGAAAACUGUUGCUCAAGGCCACCUUAAAAAUGACACGAAAGCCUGUCUCCUUGGGAGCAAAUGAAUAAAGAGAUGAAGGGUGGAUUGAGACUUUUGCACUGUACUGUACAUUUGCCUUGUUGGCAGUAGACAAACGAUCAUACCAUUGUGCAUUGUGUAACUUUAUUCAAUGUCUCAUUUGAGCAGAUUAGAAAACUUGUGUCACAGCAAGUACCAGCUGCACAGUGUGAACAUGGCGCUGGUCUUUGCAUGAUGUGUGCAAGGAUUAAUUAAACCCUAAAGCCUUACACUGUGGGUGUACGUGAGUGUGUGUGUGUUUUGAGCCUGAUUUCCUUUCUUUUUCCUUUUUUCGUCUAAAGUUGUUAAUUUUCUAUGUCGUAUUUUGUAAACUGAAUGCUUUGAAACGACUCUUCGAUGUAUGUUGGGUUUGUAUUGUGUAUAUACACUUGUCUGUGAAAUGCUAAUUAUGCACCAGCGAGGGAGAAGUGCUUAUGACAGACAUUUUCAGAUAUACAGUUUCAUCUUUAAUGAAGUCCGAUGGGGAGGAAGCAGACGAGUCAGGAAAGAGAUGUCGAGAGAACAACCUUGUGUGCUUUAACGGGAGCAGCCGCCCCGCCUUCUGUUGCUGUUCUCUGUCGUCCUUCUGAAGAAUUAGAAGAAAUUGGAAGUGAUUGCAACCUCGAGUGCCCAGCAGAGGAGAGCGACUUCACAAAGAAAAUAAGUCAGAGACAUCAGACUGAUGCAAAUUACUGAGAGUUCCUCACACGUCCACCCAAAGCUUCGUUUAAUUAUACGAGGACCGCUCUCACCUGGUGUUUGUAGCUCACUUGUAGCACCACUAUCGUUGUGCUUCAUAUACAGUGACUCUGUUGGUUGGAUUGUUAUGGCGUGAAACUCUGUGAUCUGUUGCAAUCCCUGCUGCAUACUUGUGUGCAACAUACAGUGCCUGCUUGUAGACUUUGUUGUUGUUUCUUUUACUCAAACUUCCAAAUUGUUUGGUUGUCGAUGUUUCUUUUGCAUGCCUAAAAUGUUCCAGUAGUUUCAGUACUAAAUCUCAGUGGAUUCUUAUUGUGCUGUUGUGGCUCUCCUUGUGCUAUAGGUGAGGAUUUCCUGCAGACACUAAUGUGUAUAUAAAACUGCAGCUAAUAUAUGGAGGGUGUGUUUGAGUGUGUUCAAUUUUUAUAACUGUUUUCAUGUGGUUUAUCUUUUAAUAGAGUUGAAAACAAUGCCUUUAAUCUGGUAUUUCUGCUUGGAUGGGCUGUGCUGUUCUCGGUUAAUAUGUCACAGGUUCAUACUCUGCAAAUUGUGAGAUAGACCCUCAUCAGUACAUACAUCUUGUAACUUAAAUAAAUUCAACCAGUUAAUUAUUUUUUAUCACAAUGAAUGCAAACCAAAGUACAAACUGGGGUUUUAAAAGUUUUUCUGAAGAAUAUUUUACCCGAAUCUUUUAUUAUUCACAUCUGACUCGCUUCAUUUUCUUGUCAGCUUUUGGAUGAUAUUUUGAACUGAAAUCGCAAGGAGUAGAGGAGUGUAAAUACCUGGGGUCAGUCAUCCAAAACAAUGAACGGUGCACAAGAAAGGGGAAGAAGAGCGCGGAGCCGGGGUGGAAAUGGUGGAGACGAGUGGUUUAUAAGAUGGUAGCGAGAUCUGCUAUGAUGUGUGGUCUAACAAAAAGACAAGCGGCAGAGGUGGCAGAGUUGAAGAUUUUCAUUAGGAGUAAUCAGAAUGGACAGGAUUAGUAAUGAGUAUAGCAGAGGGUUGAGCGGUUUGGACAUGAGCAGAGGAGGGAUAGUGGAUAUUGUGGACAAUGGAUGUUGAGUAUGGAGCUGCUGGGCAGGAGGGAAAGAGGAAGAUACAAAGGAGAUUCGUGGAUGUAGUAAAGGAGAAGCAGAAAGAUGAUGUGACAGAGAUAAGGUGAGAUGGAGGCAGAUGAUCUGCGAUGGGGACCCCUAAAGACGGCAAGAGCUGAGGCCAACAGGACUCGAGUUAUUCAUCUUAACUUUGACAUUCAGGGAAAAUGUCAGACCACUGUUUGAAUUCUUCCUUGAUGUCACAACUUAGCAGUUAACCACCAGGAAAGAGCUAGCUGAUGAUGGAGCUUGAAAAAACAACAGUAAUAAGCUCGAACACACCAUACGUACCAGAUGUUACGACAGUUUACCCAGCAGCUGUCAGGGUAUUAAACUACAGCAUCUCUAAUCGCCACUGCGCCUGUGCAGCUAACCUUUAUUACAUCAGCAGAGGAAUUACCAGAAUCAACUUACUACAAUUAACUUUCCCAUUAUCCACCCUGCUGUUGUGGUGGAAAUCCGUCUGUAUAUUUCUGCACUCAAUAGCUGUUUAAUUAGACACAGGCCAGAGAGGCCUGACUGAUGACAUUUAAAAUGAGAAUUGAGAAAAGUGUCAAUACCUGUGCGUGUGUGUGUGUGUGUGUGUGUGUGUGUGUGUGUGUGUGUGUGUGUGUGUGUGUGAGAGAGAGAGAGAGACUGAGCUGAAUAUUAUACUGACGCUGACUUUAGUCACACUUCUUGCUAAGAUUUGCUUGAAAAAUAUGCUGUAUAUAUAUAUAUAUAGAUAUAUAUAUUUAUUUUAUUUUAUUUUAAAUACACUGUGUUUCUCAAGUCUUCCUGUCUUGACAGGUUCGCUCUGGAAAAUGCAGCUGCAAAGUGCCGGUCCGUUACUUGAUAUCGAAUUCCUUCAUUUCUCUGGUGGAAGUUGGUUUCCAUGUGCAGUUGUUGUUCUUGUUGUGUUUCUGGACCUGUGCAGGUAGAGAUUUUUAUACUGUGACGCUUCAGCCACUUACAGAUGUUCUCCAGUUGCUGUG